UGUCCAUAGCGGAAGUUUUUUUUAUGAAUAGUGGAAGUUUGGAAAACUCUCUCAAACAAACUCACCCUUAGAAAAAUUUAGGGCUACCUUUAUUCCCUCCCAACGCCGCCGUUCCAUCGAAGUUAGGUCUUCAGGUGCGAUCACUGGAAAGUGUCUCCGGCGCCGACCCACCAGCGCUUGCCAUCUUUAUUUGCUCCAAGGGUGGAGCACUUGGUGGACCAAGAAAUCCUCUUUGAGGAUUUAUGUGGGCAGAUAUGGCCCGUGACUCUAUCCUAUGUUGACAAUGCAUUAGCAUUCACAUCAGGAUGGAAAAUAUUUUAUAGGGACCAUGCUCUUAAGGGUGGAUGUUCCUUGAUAUUUAACUAUAUAGGAGAUAGGCACAUUACUGUUCAAAUAUAUGAUCCAAGCGGUCGUGAAAGAACUUGCUUUACCUAUCUAGUUGAGGGGAUUUCUGAAAUGGUAUCAGCUCCUCAAACUGCAGCCAUGGGAAUUCCUCAAAGAAAGGGCGUCUCUAUUUCCGAUAUCCAUAAUGAUGCAAUAAAUGGGAAAGGAUAUGGAAAAGGGAAAGAGCCAAUCAUCGGGAAGAAAUGGGGAUCCAUUCACCUUGAUGCAACCCCAAUUAUGCCGCCACCAGGAUUAAGCAAACCGAUGGGAGGUAUCUCCCUGAAAAGAAUGGAUGCCUCCACACUCGCAAUCCCAACGAAAACAAAAUUUGUGCCUGUGAAACAAGAGGACCCUAUAAGUCCGCCUCCUGGGUUUAGCAAGCCAAUGCGAUGUAUCUCGUUGGAAAGAAUGGAUACCUCUAGACUCGUAAUCCCAACGGAGGCAGAACUUGUUUAUGUGAAACAAGAGGACCCUAUAAGCCCGCCUCCUGGGUUUAGUAAGCGGAUGGGAGGCAUCUUCUUGGAAAGAAUAGAUGCCUCUAGACUCGUAAUACCACCGGAGGCAGAACUUGUUCCUGUAAAACAAGAAGACCCUAUAAGCCCGCCUCCUGGAUUUAGCAGACCAAUGGGAGGUAUCUCCCAGGAGAGAAUGGAAGCCUCUCGACCUGUAAUCCCAAUAGAGGCCGAACUCGUGCCUAUCAAACAAGAAAUUUCCGUAGAGGGUGGAAUGGAUGAUACGGUGCAAGGGCGUAGGUUUUUUAAGGUCUACCAUCGGCGGAAACGAAUAUGAAGAUUAUCACCAUAUUGAUUUAUCCGGUCAACAUAUAAAAAAUUGACUGGCUGUCUAUAUUUAUAUCUGUGUGGCAUAGACAUAUAUUUUGUGAUGAGAUCAGUAAUAGUUUGGGUUAUAUUAGUUCAUAUAUUAUAUUUAUAUUAUAUUAAUGUAUGUUGCGUGGCGGUUAUCAUUGUAUCAUAUGGUGUCUAUCUUAGAUGUAACGUGGAUCAUUCAGUAAUUAUUUGUUAUUU
Andrographis paniculata is the source of this 1409-nucleotide messenger RNA. RefSeq lists its product as uncharacterized. Lineage: Eukaryota; Viridiplantae; Streptophyta; Magnoliopsida; Lamiales; Acanthaceae. The coding region runs from base 457 to 1173 and encodes 238 amino acids. The record is from RefSeq and is a predicted model, not a curated record. The transcript has 7 exons.